Messenger RNA from Pediculus humanus corporis (human body louse), 1179 nucleotides. RefSeq lists its product as uncharacterized. The transcript is spliced from 2 exons. The coding region runs from base 1 to 1179 and encodes 392 amino acids. NCBI's taxonomy places the organism in Eukaryota, Metazoa, Arthropoda, Insecta, Psocodea, Pediculidae. The record is from RefSeq and is a predicted model, not a curated record.
AUGAAAUCGAGUUGUUUUAGCAUAAUAAAACAACCGCAAUUACAAUCAAAACAAAAACAAACGACGACGAACAAGUCGUCAAUGAAAAAAUUACAAUGGAUAAACGAUUCACCUCCGAAAACAAUUUGCGAUACGAAUAAGAUAACAAAUUGGUUGGAACGUAGGCCCUACGUUAAAGAAAGAGGAUUGUUAAGGUUAAGAAGUCGAUCGAAUAAUAUAUCGACAAGGAGACAUUCGUUAGUACCCAACGUCGACGAUGAUAAAACAACAACGAUAACCGGAAUCUCUGGAAAAUGUCGAUGCAACAACACGACCGGUAAAUACGUUAAAAAAAAAAAAAACGAAUUUAAUUAUAAUAAUAAUAAUAAUAAAAACAGCAUCAAUUUGGGGAAGAAUAUACCGAAUAGCGUUGUUGCUAAAUACGUUAAAAAAAGUAUGAAUCACGUUGCAUCGUUUAUCGUUGAAUCCGCAAUUAGGUUCGGUGAAGAACAUGGAGUCGUUAAACCUGAUAAAACAUUACCAAACGUUUACGAAAUAACACCGCCGAAAAGACACGCGUCGGAAAGGAAUAAUAAUAAUAAUAAAAGGUUAAAAAUUAAAAAACCAGAUAAGAUGUUAGGUUACGAAGAUGCUAAAAAAGUCAUGUGGAGAAGCGAUAACAACAAUUUAAACAGGAAUUCCGCCAUUUUGAUGGACGACAUGUACAAACCUCGAUCGAAAGCGGGGGGCACUAAUAAAACGUCAUCGUGGUCUAGUCAAACGGAUUCCCUCGAAGACAUACUACCCAUUUUGGAAGAAUUGAAAAAAGAUGAACACGUGGUUACGAGCGAUUUAAAUUUGACUAAAUUAUCGAAAAAUAAUCCCGCUUUAUUAUUAUUAUCAUCAUCAUCAUCAUCAUCGAAUACGAAAUUGAGGAAAAAAGAAAAAAAUUUAAUAAGGUAUAGGAGAAUAUUGGAAAAGAUAAAAGGAACCGAAUCUGAUAAUAAAUUACUACAGCCUCAGCAACAACAGCAACAACCACAACGACGACAACAACGACAACGACGACAACGACAACAACAACAAUCCCCAGAUCAUCACGUUAAGAAAAGAUUUAAAAAGGAUUCAAUUGAAAUCGAUAGGCAAAGGUUAAAAGGUUCGACAAUAUCUAGAAAACAGGAUGUUAAUAUCAUUAUUUAA